AUGAACAUCCAUAAGCACACGCAUCAUCAUACACACGAAUUCAACACUCUUCCUCUUGCUCAAUUUGAGCGAACUCGUGAUGCGGGUAAUACUGCGAUUACAAGACCGCAGGAAAUCGCACAUUUCUCUUAUGAUGACAGUCAUGAAUUCCGUUUAGAUGAUUCCUCAAUUCGAUGGUAUUAUCCACCUGAUUUAGGAACGGAUUUGAAUAGGGGAUUUGAAACAUUCCGCAAACAUGAUGACUCGAAAGAUGAACAUCUAGAUUCGUUGUUGAGGGCCUUGAUAGAAAAGGAGAAAGUGACCAAUGUUAAGACGGAGGCGGAUGUUAUUACUUGGAGGGGAAUGAUGACAAAGGAGGAUCACCAGUAUAAAGUAAAGACUAGAGCUAGACAAGAUGCACGACAGCGACCUCAACCAGGAAGGCCUUCAGGUGAUGCAAUGAGUUUCUGGGUAUACAAAGGCUCGAAAUCUGAAGAUGGAAAAUCCACUGAGUGGAUUGAGCUGAAAACUACCGUGACUCCUAGACAUCGAGGAGAUGAACAGAACUUUGAGAAAAAACUUUUGAAAUUCUGGCUUCAAUCAUUCUUGCUUGGAGUUCCUCACAUUAUAGUUGGAAAACGAAGCCCUGAUGGAAUUCUUCAAAGCAUUGAACGAAUCAACACGGCACAGAUACCUGGGAUGGUAAAGAAAAGGGGCAAUAAUUCAUGGGAUGGAGAUAUGUGUAUCAACUUUGCAAAUCGAUUCCUCGAAUUCAUUGGCGAUGGUGUAUGGAAGAUCCGAAGGAGAGAAAAGUCUAUGGCCAUCGAGGUGUUCAAAACUGAAGAAGUGGAGGGGCAUGGAGGGAUCCUUUCUGAUGAAUUUGUCGAAUGGCGCAAUGCAUUUAAUCGACAAACGGCACAUGAUUCUCAUGUCGCGAAUAACACAGUGCAGAUGAACGGUAUGAAUAUUGCUGCAGGAGAUGCACCUGAAUCCGUUUUGGACGAUGUGCUGUGA
Messenger RNA from Sclerotinia sclerotiorum 1980 UF-70, 993 nucleotides. RefSeq lists its product as hypothetical. Gene Ontology annotation, cellular component: cytosol; nucleus. The coding region runs from base 1 to 993 and encodes 330 amino acids. Gene Ontology annotation, biological process: nuclear-transcribed mRNA catabolic process; NAD-cap decapping. The record is from RefSeq and is a predicted model, not a curated record. The transcript is spliced from 5 exons. NCBI's taxonomy places the organism in Eukaryota, Fungi, Ascomycota, Leotiomycetes, Helotiales, Sclerotiniaceae. Gene Ontology annotation, molecular function: mRNA 5'-diphosphatase activity.